AUGUCCGAUCGAGGUUCUGCGCCCCCCGAUCCUCCACAGACCGAAACACGAGAGCGCAAUGAAAGGCACUCCAAGCGAUUUCGAUUCAAAUCAAAGCGAGAUCCCCACGGAGACCCAGAGCAAGCCCGGAACAGUCGUAAACGGGAGGGAAGAGACGAAGAUUUCGCUCAGCGGCAUAGAAAACGACAUAAGUCAUCUCGCCAUCAUAAGGAUGAGCAGCGGACGUUCCAGCACUCUACGACUCGCCUCCCUCCAGAACAGGCGUUCAGAGAGUCCCUUUUUGAUGCCUUGGGUGAUGACGAGGGCGCAGCUUUCUGGGAAGGCGUCUACGGACAACCGAUCCAUACCUAUCCAGACACGUACCGGGACGAUGAAACUGGCGAACUUGAACAUAUGACUGACGAGGAAUACGCCCAAUUCGUACGCCGCAAGAUGUGGGAGAAAAGCUGGGAGGGCAUUGAGGCGGCCAAAGAGGAGAAGCGAAGAGAAAGAGAGAAAGAGAAGCAGGAGAGGCGAGCUGAAGAGGCCCGCAGAUCAACACGAGAGCAGAAAACUGAUGACCAUGAUAUUUUCGACGCCCACAUUGAAGCCAGCCUCAGGCGGGGCCAGAGGCGGAAAGACCGCAAGCGGUGGCAAGAACUAUGGCAAGAUUAUCUCAGACGUUGGGACGAGCUGCGACAGCUGGCCCAAGACCGGCUACAAAAGGAAGAGGACGACAAAGAGCAGUUGUUCCUACGCAAUAAAAUAGCAUGGCCCGUGGAAUCGGGCAGUCGUAAGGACAUUGAGCGGGGAGGAAUCGAGCGAUUCGUUCGCAAUGGUAUUGGCUACUCAGACUCGAAAGAGGACGAGUCUGUUGCAUUUGCCAAUGCCAUCAAAAUCGAAAGAGUUCGAUGGCAUCCGGACAAGAUUCAGCAGCGCUAUGGCAGCCUGGAGAUUGAUGAAGGUACACUGAAAGGCGUGACUGCCGUUUUCCAGAGCUUCGACACGAUUUGGAACGAUUUGCGUACGCGGGCGAAUCUAUAA
Messenger RNA from Exophiala bonariae, 1023 nucleotides. RefSeq lists its product as uncharacterized. The transcript has a single exon. Gene Ontology annotation, biological process: canonical NF-kappaB signal transduction. Lineage: Eukaryota; Fungi; Ascomycota; Eurotiomycetes; Chaetothyriales; Herpotrichiellaceae. Bases 1 to 1023 code for a protein of 340 amino acids. The record is from RefSeq and is a predicted model, not a curated record.